Messenger RNA from Klebsormidium nitens, 1098 nucleotides. The record is from the annotation of a GenBank genome assembly. Lineage: Eukaryota; Viridiplantae; Streptophyta; Klebsormidiophyceae; Klebsormidiales; Klebsormidiaceae.
AGGAAGGUGAACAUAAAUUCAAAGCAAAGCGGAAUUGCAACGUGUGGGCGCUUUCCAAAUUGGAUCAUGGAGGCCAUUGCUUGCACGCAGAAGUCGUUACACACCGUCUUUCUAGGUCGCCUGAAGCAGCGCUGUGGCAAUGCAGAACAGGGUCUAUCACAAAGCGCGCCUGCAUUGGCUGGCAACAGGAAACACCACCACACGCAGGCGCUUUCUGGAGCUUUGAGGGGUCAGAAUGCAGCACAGACGGGGCCUGCAGGUCAAUGUCACCUGCGCCGGCAAGCUCUAGAAGUACCGGCCAAUCGAAGGGGCGGGCAGCAAUCAAGCGUAGUUUGUCAAGCCAUUCGGGAAACAUCGGGCAAGGCGUCUGCAGAUGGCCUGAAAUUUGCGGUGGUGGUGGCUCGAUUCAAUGACUUUAUCACAAAGCUGUUGCUAGAGGGCGCCAAGGAAACGUUCCGGAGGCACGGCGCAGCAGAUGAAGACAUCGAGAUCGUGUGGGUCCCCGGCAGUUUCGAGCUACCGGUGGUCGCGACGGCGAUGGCCAAGAGCGGCAAGUUUGACGCGGUUUUGUGCAUAGGAGCCGUGAUCCGUGGGGCGACGACACACUACGAAGCGGUGGUCAACGGAGCGACGAGCGGAAUCCUAGGGGCGUCUGCAGCCACAGGAGUACCAGUCAUCUUUGGUGUACUCACAUGUGACACCAUGGAGCAGGCGAUCGAUAGGGCGGGUGGCAAGGCCGGAAACAAAGGCGGCGAGUGCGCAGCGACUGCGGUUGAGAUGGGCGCGCUCCUCCGAGACCUUCGCGAGAAGAAGCUGGCUGCUCCGGCGUGGCACUGAAUCUUCGAGGCUACCUUGCUUACGAGUAAAAGUUACUUUCUUGGAGCUCGAUAAUAUUCAUCUCAGUCACCCGUUGCUUGAAGAAGUAACAGGAUGUCUGGAAGAAUGCUCUUUGAGGGUAACCAAGGUGUACUUGGAGUUCGUUGUACUGCUGCUACAGGAGGUUGUGCAAGUGGCACAUCAUUCAAAAGGUUACGAUUCCGUGCUAUGCAAGUCCGUCUAAGCUAUUGAUGAAACACCUAUGUUGCGGUCAAGCAUGGC